UUCUUCAGUAAGGCAUUCAAACGUUGUUUCUGGAAAUAAUUUGUAUGUAAAAUAUAAAAACAUAACUAUACAAUAUAUACAAAUGACAAACAGGUAAUAACCAACCCCACACCGAGUUUCUACACCCUUGACAUUAAUUAGCGAGGCUGGGUCAAGAUCCAGAGCCACUUUCAAGCCACACCGUUUGAAACACUAUCAUGCAGAGGCAUUAUUAUUUAGAAAACAUCGAUAUCGGUAACGGUUGCGAUGCCCCUGCUAUCGUGUCAAAGCCAAAAGGUAAGCAGAGCUGCAUUUAGUUUUGUUGGAUGUACAGAUUAGUGAAGGGUGACGGCGUUAGCUUCUGAUAGGCGCCACAUAGUAAAGUUGACGUGUUGGCGGUUGGUAUUUGUGUUUGGUGAUGUGUCCAUGCGCCACAUACACACAUUGUAGUUUUGUGAACUGCUGCUGCUAGAAAUAGUCUCAUCGUCAUUGUGGCCACUCGCUCUUCACCUGGACGUCAUGGUAACGAAAGCUGGACUCGCCAUGGUAGCCGAGCACUGUAUGGGCUGGGAAGAGGGCUGGCACGCUUCGAUGAGACAAAGGGGCUAAUUUCAGCAGGACAAGAAAUAGUGUGUCAAGUGGUACACACAGCUAUAAUUUGUGAUCCUUAGGCUAUUUUGAGGAAAGCAUGUCAGAGACAUGUUAUUAGGUCACCUGGAAACUGUAUAACACGUCUCCUUUAAGACUGAUCCAAUGUGCAGUAGUUUUGCAGUACAGUGAACCGCCUCUUUCUGUAUCGGGGCAAUUACUUUUUCACACGGGGCCAGGUAGCUUUGAAUAUUGUUUUUUUUCCCUUACUAAAUAAAGUCACCAUUUACAAACAGCAUUUUAUGUUUACUUGGGUUAUCUUUGUCUGAUGUUUACAUUUGUUUGAUCAUCUUAAAGUGGGGAAACUAUUUGAGGGGGGGCAAAUAAUUUUUCAUCGCACUGUAAUUUGCCAGAUAAAUCCAUUGACAAACAAUCAAACUUACAACUUUUGCUUUUUCCUUGUGUCAUAGAUGAACAGAUGAUGCAUGAUCUUCUCUCUUCCACUGCUUCUGUCAUUUCGGCUGAGGUAGUAGAUUGAAUAGUUGUGGGGUUUGUGUCCCCUCUGAGAUAACUAUACAAUCUACUGUCUUUGCCCGUGAGACAGCUUGCUCGCCGACAACAUGACAAAAAUACAAACAAACAUAAAAAAAUCCAACAAAGUGAGCCCAUCCUCUCUUCGCACUAAACUCUAUGGUGAGUGGAGCCUAGCGAGGUGAGGUAGUAGGUUGUAUAGUUUGUGGGAUGCAGCCGGUCACCCCCAAGAGGUGAUAACUAUACAGUCUAUUACCUUCCUUGAGGGGCACAAAGUGAAGCUGAUAGCACGCUGCCAUCGUUGGGAACAAUUUGUGUUUUGUGGGGACUUAAUGCUCAUCAAUUGCAUCAUUUUUUAUAAAUGUGCAGCUCAACCUUGUGAUGCUGGCGAAAUAAAGAACAGUUGGCUAUCAAGUUUCAAAGGUGUAUUUUAAUUUAAAAAAGAAAAAAAAGUGGUUUCUAUUUGUUUGUCAGUAUGUGCACGAGAAAUUUGAGCUCUUAUUUUGACCACAAAAAUGCACACAUGCAUUCAUAACUGGGCCAAGAGAAUGAAGAAGUUGAAGUUCAAAUAUGCAAAAUACUUUUCUCAAAAUCAGCUUCUUUUCUUCCCCUCUGUGCACACCACAUUGUGACUCGUAUGAACAAAACCACAGCGCUUAACCAAAAUAUUUUUUUUAUGUUUCUCUAGUGUUAAAUACAGCAGCAUGUAGGAGCUCUUGAACCAAAAAAAUGAAAAAAAUAUCCUUAUUAUGGUCAUCCAUGAAUUCCUUUUUCGUCCAAAACCCCUAGAAAAAAAUAGUAUAGUACAUCAUUAUUAUUUUUGUUAUCAUAUUAUGAUUAUUAUGUUUACGUGCAUUCCUGAACAUAAAAAUUAGCUUAAGAGGUUAAAUUUAGGUAUGACAAGGUGAAUUAAAGGUAUGACAAGGUGAAUGUGAGUGCAAAUGGUUGUUUGUUUCUGUGUGCCCUGCGAUUGGCUGGCAACCAAGUCAGGGUGUACCCCGCCUCCUGCCCGAUGACAGCUGGGAUAGGCUCCAGCACGCCCGCGACACAUGUGAGGAGAAGCGGCUCAGAAAAUGGAUGGAUGGACGGAUGGUGCUGGAUCCUUUCGUUAUUAUUAAGCACAUGGGAAAAUUCAUUAAAAGUUAAUUGGCUUAAAAUAGGCACCGCGGUCCACUAGUGGUUAGUACGUCUGCCUCACAGUUCUGCGAUUCGGGGUUUGAAUCUAGGCUCCAGACUCAACAUUGCCCACAGGUCUGAAUGGUUGUUUUGUUUGUCUAUAAUGUUUCCUUCAAUUUGGCUGGUGAUAAGUCAGCUGGGAUAGGCUCCAGCUCACCCGUGACCCUAAUGAGGAAAAGCGCAAAAGAAAAAUGGAUGGAUGGCUUGCGCUAUAAAUAAAGGAAUGAUCUGUAUUAAACUGCAACUACCAUUUUGUCCUGCUCAAAAUAUCUCUCGUAAAAAUGUCAAAAAAGUCCAGGUCUCCAGACUGCACACGAGUGAUGUCACGUCCGUCUGCUUCCGGUGAGCCAUACAUGUCAAGUACAUAGAACUUUGUGAGUAAAAGUGAAAGUAAUUCCAGUCAUGUGAUGCACCCUCUCUGGAGAAGUGCAACUGGAAGAGAAGCCAACAUGAGAUGUGAAAGUUGGCACUUGAACACGUGGAAGUUGUCCGACCAGACACACAAGAAACGCAUCUCUGCGUUUUCCUAACAUUAGAUCACAUGAAACCAAAACUUCCUGUAUUUCAUGCCCUGUUUGGACACAUGACCAUUCUGCCUGCAGGAAGUGAAAAUAAGCUUCCUCUCCUCUGGGAAGACUUUCUGCAAGAUGUCUUUCGGUCAUGCUGCAGAAAUAAAAAGGGCCUUCCUCAAACUGUUCCUAGGAAGUUGGAAGCAUACCACUGUCCAAAAUGCCAGGAAUAGAUUAAGAUUUAAGCGGGGUACAUACAACAAACCGAUAAUCGAGCAAAACAAUUGAACACUAUGAGCCCUAUUUUUGUGAACGCCGUCAAUCUGGCACGGUGGCCAGCGCACCGGUUAGAUCAGUGUUGUUAAUUACGUAAACGAGGGCAGCCGGGCAGAUCUGAGUGCGGGCGGGCUGCCCCACUAUGAGAGCGUUUACCGACGAACUAAUUCACCGCCAAUCAAAGCAGCUCCUCUCAUUCCCUGUUAAUGUGGCACAACUGACAGUCUCGACGGCGACAUCUCCGUGCAGAAGAGGACGAUGCGUAAUCGCAGGGAUCCGUGGGCGAGUGGAGCAUUGUCACUGCUCUGGCCGUAGUGUGGCAACAGACAAUGUGAGCAGGUGUCCGUAUUGAAUACAGAAUGAGCUGGUCAUAACCCCCGGUGACUUAAAUAUGUACACAGAGCUUAGUAUCUGUCUGCCUGUGCCCCGAUCAAAUGCACCAAAAUCGCGUUGCAACAGUGCUCUACCUUGCGCCAGGAGUGUCUGCCACCAAAUUGUUACUCGGCCAAGUGCAUUUCCAAGGACACUCCCUCUGCUGCGCCGGAACGCCCAGCUUUGUGCAGACUGCUCUGCCAAAUUGGCAAACAGCUCUUGCACAAAAGCCAGCAUCCGCUGGCAUUUCCACCCUGCCGCAGAUGCGUCGUCUACGAAAAUAGAGCCCAUUGAAUCCCAAAUUGGGCGCCACAUAGUCCUCAGUCUUGGUAAUUAUGAUCAAACGUAUAAUGCAUUUAGAAACUUUACAGGGUAUUUAAUUGUGUUAUUGAUCUUCUACAGAGUUAUUUGUCUCCGAUCCCUUGGUUAUGGUUUCGGUGCAUAUUAGCACCAAUUCGCUUAUGCGUCAUAAUGCUCAUUCGCUCGUGCAUAAUAGCACUCAUUCAAAGAAGAAAAAAAAAAAACUACGGCCCGCUUCCUGACUAAGCAAAUUCACAAGUGUUAAAGUGUGUCACUUGACUUCCUCAUAUAGUUCAAGCCAGAGAUGAACACUUGUCACUGUGCCGCACGGCGAGCCACACAGGAGACGCCAUGCACGCGGCCGAGGUGGCCUACGCCUCGUUGGAGUUGCUCAUAGCUGUCUGCUGCUGCCUAGGCAACGCUCUAGUUAUCGUCGCCGUGUGGACCACAAAAAGCGUCGGGCAGCCCACCUUCUGUCUGAUCGUGUCGCUGGCGGCGGCCGACUGCGCGGUGGGCCUGGUGGCCAUCCCGUUGGCCGUGCUGGUGGACGGCAGGGCGAUCACGUCUUUUCGCGCCUGCCUCUUCAUCAGCUGCGUGGUCAUCCUCUUGACCCUGGUGUCCAUUCUGUCCCUCAUGUCUAUCGCGCUGGACCGCUUUCUCCGGGUCUACAUCCCUCUCAGGUACAAACGGACGGUCACACAGAGACAUUCAUGGUGCACGGUUGCUGCGUGUUGGCUUGUCGCUCUGCCUCUGAGUUUCGCGCCCAUGCUGGGCUGGCACAACGAAGACGCCACCUCCCACGGUUCCCCCAACUCUACGUUCACUUGCCAGUUCAUCGCCGUGAUCCCCAUGUCCUACCUGGUCUACUUCAACUUCUUCCUCUGCACCCUGACGACGCUGUUAGUCAUGUUGGCGCUGUAUGGCUACAUCUUCUGCGUCAUUCGCGGCAACCUCCGAGAGAAGCCGGGCAACGGAGCCCAGGCCAAAUCUAACAUCUACCUGAGGAAAGAGAGGCAGCUGGCGAGCUCUCUUGCCCUGGUCUUGGCCCUCUUCGCCAUUUCCUGGAUCCCGCUCCACGUGCUGAACUGCGUCGCCUACUUUGAAACGGCCGAGGUGCCGGCGAGCGCUUUCCACGCGGGCAUCCUGUUGUCUCACGCCAACUCGGCCGUGAACCCGGUGGUGUACGCCUUUAAGAUACGCAAGAUCAGGGCGGCCUACCUGAAGAUCUGGAGGAGAUUCCUCACGUGCGGGGACGAGCUCCAAGGCUCUCAGUCCAGCCAGACCACGGACAACAACCCAAGUAGCAACAGCGUGGACUUCAAUGUGCAAUUGAAUGCUUAAAGGGGUCAUUUUAUGGAGAAUUUACUUUUUAAAUGCUUGUACACAGACAGUUGACCAUCAAAUGGAAAUUAAAACAAACAAACAAAAAAAGCAAAUCUUUUGUUAUCAACCUACUUCUGAAAACACUGCCGCCCAACUGUUAUGUCACAGUGUGGCAGAGUCACAUAAGUCUGCGGUGACUUCGCACAAGCGCCAUUCAUCUGCAGUCUGGACUACACUGUCCGAAACGGGCCUAUCAUGCAGAAACACCCCCAUUCCCGUGGCUGCGACACCCCUGCUAGCAUGUUAAGCCAAAAGGUAAGCAGAGCUGCAUUGAAUUUUGUUGGAUUCACAGAAAAAGUGUGAGCUGAGCAGCAUUUACUUGACUAUGCUUGGUGAAGUUUUUUGUUUUGUUUUUUUAAGUGCUCUAUGAAUAAAAUUGAGUUGAGACUGUGACUUGCAGUGAAGUUGUCGAUGUGAUAAUAGUGUAUUUGUGAAGAGGUGCCUCUAUGAGCUAA
This is a messenger RNA of Phycodurus eques (leafy seadragon), 5569 nucleotides long. RefSeq names its product adenosine receptor A1. Lineage: Eukaryota; Metazoa; Chordata; Actinopteri; Syngnathiformes; Syngnathidae. Bases 4083 to 5072 code for a protein of 329 amino acids. Gene Ontology annotation, molecular function: G protein-coupled adenosine receptor activity. The record is from RefSeq and is a predicted model, not a curated record. The transcript has 2 exons. Gene Ontology annotation, cellular component: membrane; synapse; dendrite. Gene Ontology annotation, biological process: G protein-coupled adenosine receptor signaling pathway.